Verruconis gallopava is the source of this 2287-nucleotide messenger RNA. RefSeq lists its product as uncharacterized. The transcript has 2 exons. The record is from RefSeq and is a predicted model, not a curated record. Gene Ontology annotation, biological process: microtubule-based movement. NCBI's taxonomy places the organism in Eukaryota, Fungi, Ascomycota, Dothideomycetes, Venturiales, Sympoventuriaceae. Bases 84 to 2033 code for a protein of 649 amino acids. Gene Ontology annotation, molecular function: ATP binding; microtubule binding; microtubule motor activity.
AGCAAAGCAACAGUGCCCAUGCACACAUUGCGUCGCCAACGCUCGAAGGAAGUCGUCAAGAACAUCGAACAUCUUCUGCGGCAAUGGCAUUCGACACGCGCCUCAUGGGUGGUUUGCGGUCCUUCGAAUCUAUGGCUUCUGCGCCUUCGCUGCGAGCGUCAGAUUCAACAUUUAGAGACAGCAUGGGCGGCGAUGAUACUGGAAAUGUCAAGGUGGUGGUGAGAGUGAGGCAGUUUAUUCCUCGAGAAAUCGAAGCCCAGUCAACAUGCAUCGUUUCCAUGAACCCAAAACUCCAGCAGACCAUUCUCGAACCUCCUCCAGUUGCGCCGGACUCAACUCCAAACAAGAAGGCAACAAGACCAGAGAAGAAGACUUUCACAUUUGACAAGUCGUUUUGGUCACACGAUCCUACGUCCCCACAUUACUGUACUCAGGAGGAUAUAUACGCUUCUUUUGCCUCCGAAUUCCUCGAUCACAACUUUGAGGGAUACAACACCUGUAUAUUUGCGUAUGGGCAGACCGGUAGUGGCAAGUCAUAUACGAUGAUGGGCACGCCUGAGCAACCAGGUUUGAUCCCUAGAUACUGUGAGGAUCUCUUCCAGCGAAUCCAGGGCCAACCAGAGGAGAACACGACGUAUAAUGUGCACGUGUCGUACCUGGAAAUUUAUAAAGAGCACGUCAGGGACCUUCUCGUACCACGCCCUACGGGCGGAAGACCAGAAGAGCUUCACUACUUGAAGAUUAGACAGAGCCCUGAAGAAGGUGUCUACAUCCAAGGCCUGACUGAUGCUCCUGUCAAGAGCUACGCAGAUAUCCAACGUCUAAUGGAAUUGGGUGACCAGAACAGAACUACGGCUUCAACAAAGAUGAAUCAGACCUCCUCGCGCUCACAUGCUGUAUUCACCAUCACCCUUAAGCAAAUCCAGCACUCACUCACCAACGACGAGACCAUUGAAAGGACAGCCAGGAUGAGGUUGGUGGAUCUGGCAGGCUCUGAAAGGGCAACGAAGACAGAAGCAAAGGGCGAACGACUUAAAGAGGGCAGCAAGAUUAACCAGUCGCUAACCACGCUUGGCCGCGUCAUUGCAGCUCUUGCUGACCCUCGACGCCAAGCAUUGCAAAGCCCUGGUGGAGGGUCCGGCCGCAACAGUCCUCGGCCAGGAUCUUCUCACGGUCGUCCACGCUCCUUGCACCUCGAGGUUGUCCCGUAUCGAGAUUCUGUGCUUACAUAUCUUCUGAAAGAUUCGCUUGGUGGCAACUCAAAGACUGCGAUGGUUGCGUGUAUCUCGCCGUCAGCAAGCGAUUAUGACGAAACUCUCUCAACUUUGCGUUACGCAGAUCAAGCUAAACGCAUUCGUACCAAGGCUCACGCUAACAUUGAUGCUGUAAAUGCUGCUGAACGCGAUGCCCAGAUUAGCUUGAUGGCGGAAACUAUCCGCUCGCUCCAGCUAAGUGUGAGCCGUGCUCAUGAACGCAAGCAGCAGGAAAUGGAAGCGCUGGAUAGUUAUCAAGAAAAGGUCCAGCGAAUGCAACGUCUCAUGGAUGAGAGCCGCCAAGUCAGUGAAGCCAGAAUCAAGGCUCUGCAACAGGAGACGGAAUACCUCCGCCCAGAAAAUCAGAGAUUAAGAGAUGAGAAUGAGGCUUUGAGAAGGCACCUGAGUCUAGCUCUCGGAGAACUUAAAAAUCCAAUCCAGAUACCGCAGGAAUACGCUCUUGUAGAGGAACCUGUAAGCAGAGGCGUUGCAAAUGGCACAAAGUCAUACGGCGAAUUGUCUCCUGCUUAUGACGAUGAGGACAAAGAAAACCUCGAAAGUAAUAAUGGCAAUGCUCAGAGCAAAAAGGAAGAGCAUGAAGUCAUGCACGAAGACGAAGCUCAAGACUCCCAAGAGAUCUGGGCGAGGGAGGUUCAGGAACAAGCGCAGAUGUUUUUACAAGAGCUGGGCAUGUUCAGGAAGAAAGUACGUCAUGACAAGAGUCGAUUCGGCAACGUGGAGAAGGUCCGAUUGUCGCUUGCUGGAAUUCCUGCGUUCUAAAAUGCUAAAUUGUCAGUUAACUUCACACAUGACGGAGUGGGAAGAGCGUUGGCGUACGGUGACAUUAUUAUCGGAGAUCCUGGAUUAUAGUUGCUAGUAUUAGGCAAUGGCAUAUUCUGAUGUUCGAAGCUCCAUCCUGCACUCAUCGUAAUCUUUUGUAUCAUGACAUCACUGUAUAUGCAAUCUACUUUCAUUUCGAGAAAUGAUAUUUCUGUCGGCUUGAAGGUACCAUAAACAACAAGUAGCAAAAAGAG